Harpia harpyja (harpy eagle) is the source of this 667-nucleotide messenger RNA. RefSeq names its product NHP2 ribonucleoprotein (gene NHP2). Lineage: Eukaryota; Metazoa; Chordata; Aves; Accipitriformes; Accipitridae. Gene Ontology annotation, biological process: snRNA pseudouridine synthesis; rRNA pseudouridine synthesis. The record is from RefSeq and is a predicted model, not a curated record. Gene Ontology annotation, cellular component: box H/ACA snoRNP complex; nucleolus. The transcript has 4 exons. Gene Ontology annotation, molecular function: box H/ACA snoRNA binding. Bases 76 to 528 code for a protein of 150 amino acids.
GGGGCCUGGCGGCCGGUAGUUUCCACUGGUGGGUAGCGCGUGCCCCGGAAGCGGAAGCGGUGGCGGCGCUCGGCCAUGGCGCGGGAGAAGCAGACGGAGGCGGCGGCGGAGGCGGAGGGAACUCCCGAGCGCUCGUACCGGGAGCAGCUCGACUACCUGAACCCCAUCGCGCAGCCCCUCGCCUCCCGCAAGCUGACGCGCAAGCUCUACAAGUGCAUCAGGAAAGCGGCCAAGCACAAGCAGAUCCGUCGUGGCGUGAAGGAGGUUCAGAAGUUCAUCAACAAAGGCGAGAAGGGGAUCACGGUGCUGGCCGGCGACACGCUGCCUAUCGAUGUGUACUGCCACAUCCCCAUCAUGUGCGAGGACAGGAGCCUCCCCUACGCAUACGUCCCUUCCAAAUCGGACCUGGGAGCCGCGGCUGGCUCGAAGCGCCCGACCUGCGUGAUCAUGAUCAAGCCCCACGAGGAGUACCAGGAGACCUACGAUGAGUGCUUGGAGGAGGUGGGGGCCCUUCCCUUGCCCCUGUGAAGGGCUGGCGGCAGGUCCUCCUCCUCCCCCUGCCCGUGAGGCUCUCCCCCCGUGUUUGCGGGGAUGCUGCCGAGGGCACUGACCGGGGGAAUGGGGGUCAGCGCUGCGGGGUUGAAUAAACGUGUCUGGGGGGUUUGUA